GAACACGGCGGAAUAUCGACGUUUGUGUGAUUUAAAACAGUAGCGGGCACCAUGAAAGUUCGUGUAAGAAAGCACAUUCUGGAAACGUGACUGAGGAAAGGUUAUAUAACGCUUAACUCUGGCCAAUCAGAGCUCAGCAUUUCUGCCCGCGUAUCUCUGUGAGUGGAGAUGUUGACAGAAAGACGUCCUGCAUGUUCGCCGACUGUACCUCGCGUUACAAUUUAUACGCAAUCUUUGACGUGUUGUUUAAGUCGAGUGUGUGUGAAUGUAGUGUAGACUACCGUUAGUCGUGCAAGCAGUCUGGAAAUAUUUGCGUUUUUCGACUUUUUGCGUCCAAGUUGCUUGUGUGUACGCCUCGUGCGACCGUUUACUUAAAACGACGCAAUUUAAACAUCGCCGUUCUUAAUUUAUUCCCCUCAUAUGGGUUCACUUCAUCGUUGCUACUAAUCGAAACAAGAUUUGCGCCGCUUUUUCUGCGUCUGUUGUGGUCACCUGCUAUCCACACAUGCAGCCACCGCUGGUCCGAAGGCUCAACUCUGCGGAUAAAUUCAUGGAGCAAGGUUAAGGAGUAAUAAAAGAACGCAGGUGCAAUGGUGGUCAACACCAUCCACUGGUUCAGGAAGGGACUGCGACUGCAUGACAACCCAUCCCUGAGGGACUCCAUACAGGGAGCGGACACACUGCGCUGCAUUUAUAUCCUGGACCCCUGGUUCGCAGGGUCCUCUAAUGUUGGCAUAAACAGAUGGAGGUUUUUGUUACAGUGUUUAGAGGACUUGGAUGCCAGCCUGCGUAAACUCAACUCCCGCUUGUUUGUCAUCAGAGGCCAGCCUACAGAUGUCUUCCCUCGUCUUUUUAAGCAAUGGAAGAUCACCCAUUUAUCUUAUGAAUAUGAUUCUGAGCCGUUUGGAAAAGAACGUGACGCCGCCAUCCAAAAACUAGCCUGCGAGGCUGGGGUAGAGGUCAUAGUACGGAUUUCGCACACCCUCUACAAUCUGGCCAAGAUCAUAGAACUCAAUGAUGGUCACCCUCCUCUCACAUACAAGCGCUUCCAGGCCCUCAUCAGCCAUAUGGAUGCUGUGGAGCUCCCAGCAGAGACGAUCACACUCAAGGUUAUCAAAAAAUGCACCACACCCAUCAGUGAAGACCAUGAUGACAAGUUUGGGGUGCCAUCCCUGGAAGAGCUCAGCUUUGAUACAGAAGGUCUGACCACAGCAGUAUGGCCAGGUGGAGAAACAGAGGCUCUCGUGAGGCUGGAGCGGCAUCUGGAGAGGAAGGCAUGGGUGGCAAACUCUGAGCUUCCACGUAUGAAUGCCAACUCCCUGCUGGCCAGUCCCACAGGCCUCGGCCCAUACCUGCGCUUCGGAUGUCUCUCGUGUCGCCUCUUCUACUUCAAACUCACCGACUUAUACAGAAAGGUCAAGAAGAAUAACACCCCACCACUUUCCUUGUAUGGCCAGCUGUUGUGGAGAGAGUUCUUCUAUACUACUGCCACCAACAACCCAUGCUUUGACAAGAUGGAGGGAAACCCUGUGUGUGUCCAGAUCCCCUGGGACCGAAACCCGGAGGCAUUGGCCAAGUGGGCAGAGGGACAGACAGGCUUUCCCUGGAUAGACGCCAUUAUGACCCAGCUGAGGCAGGAGGGGUGGAUUCAUCAUUUUGCGAGGCAUGCUGUGGCCUGUUUCCUCACCAGGGGAGACCUCUGGAUCAGCUGGGAGGAAGGCAUGAAGGUGUUUGAAGAGUUGCUCAUAGAUGCAGACUGGAGUGUAAACGCUGGCAGCUGGAUGUGGCUUUCUUGCAGCUCGUUUUUCCAGCAGUUUUUCCACUGCUACUGCCCAGUGGGAUUUGGACGACGCGCAGACCCCAAUGGGGAUUACAUACGGCAUUACAUGCCCAUAUUGAGGGGUUUUCCAGCCAAAUACAUCUAUGAUCCUUGGAAUGCCCCAGAGGAAGUACAGAAGGCAGCCAAGUGCAUUAUAGGAGUCCACUACCCCAAGCCCAUGGUGAACCAUGCUGAGGCCAGCCGCAUCAACAUAGAGCGGAUGAAGCAAAUUUACCAGCAACUUUCCCGCUACAAAGGACUGGGUCUACUAGCAACAGUACCUGUUAAUCCCAACUCUGGUAUAAAUGGCAGUAAUGUGGGAAGAGUCAACACAGGGACCAGUCAAGUUCCAGGAGGGUCGUGUGAAAACCCCUCCACACAGGACGGAACAUCUCAAGCAGAAAGAGGACCGUUUCCACAGAAGCGGCGUUGUGUAGAGGCUCCACUUGAAAGCAGCUCUAAAUGCUGGAAGCAAGGCAAAUAGUGUGCAAAAAGCACAAUACAAAGAAUCCCUCAGUCUGUCCAAUAAGUCCAGGUACCCUCAGCUAAUAUGAAGUAGUAACUGUUGCUAACAGCCAGAAUGGGGUUGGAUCCAGCUGGUACUAUUGACUAUUUUUCCUUGAAGGAGUGAGUCAGCUGUUUAUGCCUUGAUCUCAGAUUAGACACACUUGAUAUCUCAGGAACAGAGAGAAAAUACUAAUAUUCAGUAGAAGCCUGAAAUGGCAGCAUAUAAAGCCAAAAAUAAGAUCUGUAAAGUCCUCACAUAAGGAUUUGUGAAGCCACCAGUCGUCUUCCACUAUGCAAGUGACAAACCAAUAAACAGCAUUACGAAUGCCCCUUUUGACCCUCAGCACCCACAUCAACCAGAUCAGGACAUCACUGAGGUGAAAUUGUGUAAUCAAGAGGAAAAACACCAUCUUUCCAUCAGCUAUUUCAAUCAGCUGGAUGCUUAUCUAAGCAUCAGUUCUCAUAGCUAGCAACCUGAACAUUUUGCUAAUAGCACACUGCUUCUGCCUCUGAGUCCCAUCUGAGUGGUGGGAACCAGGAGCACAAUCAGGAGGAGACGGUGGAGGAGUUGUUCUGUAGAACUGACUCCAUUUCCCACCCUUAGCACACUGACAUGCAGUAAAAUACCCAGGGCAAAGCGCUUUCCGUCUCCCUUCAGGGCGAUUCACAGUGUCAUGAAUGUAAAUAAAUGCUGUGAGAAAUGUAUUUUUCACGUUUGGAGCUCGAGGGUCUGAUGUACAGCAAUGAAGAAUAUUAUAAGAAAAGCUGUCACGUUUGGUAAUAAAGGCAGGCCUUACAAAAAACAAAUAUUUGUAAAUAUUUAUUGUUUUUGAUUUUCAACUUUUAUAUAUUUAGUCAUGGGGUUUGACAACUACUUUUCUAAAAGAGUCUCACCAAAUCUUUAAAGUUCUACUGUGAAUGCAUGUGCGUUUGUCUCCCAUGUGAUGGUACAACUUGUUAUUUUUGUACAAAGAAUGACCAAAUCCUAACUGUAUUAAAAGGGCAAUAAAAGGCAAAGUUAUAAUGA
This is a messenger RNA of Scatophagus argus, 3353 nucleotides long. RefSeq names its product cryptochrome circadian regulator 1b (gene cry1b). Gene Ontology annotation, biological process: negative regulation of DNA-templated transcription; entrainment of circadian clock by photoperiod; circadian regulation of gene expression. Gene Ontology annotation, molecular function: DNA binding; FAD binding. The record is from RefSeq and is a predicted model, not a curated record. The transcript is spliced from 12 exons. Bases 591 to 2303 code for a protein of 570 amino acids. Lineage: Eukaryota; Metazoa; Chordata; Actinopteri; Scatophagidae. Gene Ontology annotation, cellular component: cytoplasm; nucleus.